AUGGAGCUGAAGGAGGCGUUCGGGGAGUUUGAUAAGGAUAAAGAUGGCUACAUCAGCUGUAAGGAACUGGGAGAGUGCAUGAGGACUAUGGGGUACAUGCCCACAGAGAUGGAGCUCAUCGAACUCAGCCAGAACAUCUGUGGCGGCAGAGUGGACUUUGAGGACUUUGUGGAGCUGAUGGGUCCUAAAAUGUUGGCAGAGACAGCAGACAUGAUAGGAGUGAAGGAGCUCAGGGAUGCUUUCAAAGAAUUUGACUCUAACGGGGAUGGUCAGAUAAGCCUGGCUGAACUGAAGGAGGCCAUGAAAAAGCUGGUGGGGGAGCAGCUCAACCAACCAGAGAUCGACGAGAUCCUCCGAGAUGUCGACCUCAACGGGGACGGCUUGCUCGACUUUGAGGAGUUUGUCAGGAUGAUGUCUCGCUGACUCUCCUGGCCAGAAGACCGUGAUGACAUGACUUUAAGAGACUAGUAAACAACAAAACCUCCUCUGUUAGAUGUUAUGGACCAGUCCUCAGUAUGUUGUUGU
This is a messenger RNA of Oncorhynchus mykiss (rainbow trout), 525 nucleotides long. The record is from RefSeq and is a predicted model, not a curated record. Lineage: Eukaryota; Metazoa; Chordata; Actinopteri; Salmoniformes; Salmonidae.